CCGCGGCGGGGGGAAGAGGAUGGCGACCUCGUCGAUGCCGGAGUCAGAGAGGAACGUGGCUGCGAAGGCUUCAGAGUGACGGCCCCGGACCCUGCUCCCUGCUGUCAGGCGGCCCCCUGAACCGAUGGAGGAGAACGAAGUGGAGAGCAGUAGCGACGCAGCCCCCCGGCCCGGCCGGCCCGAGGAGCCCUCUGAGAGUGGCCUGUGUGUGGGCACCUCGGAAGCCGUGUCCGCCGACAGCAGCGACGCCGCUGCCGGCCCAGGGCAGGCAGAGGCCGACGACUCUGGCGUGGGGCAAAGCUCGGAAAGUGGCAGCCACUCUCAGGAGGAGGUGUCUGAGAGCAGCUCGAGCACGGACCCCCUGCCUCAUGGCUACCUCCCAGAUUCAUCGUCUGUGUCCCGUGGGCCCAUGGUGGGGGUGACAGGUGGCCCCCCAGCACUUGUGCACUCCAGCGCACUCCCAGACGCCAACAUGCUGGUGUCUGACUGCACGGCUUCCUCCUCGGAUCUGGGCUCGGCCAUCGACAAGAUCAUCGAGUCUACCAUUGGACCGGACCUCAUCCAGAGCUGUAUCACUGUGACCAGUGCUGAGGAUGGUGGAGCUGAGACCACACGGUACCUGAUCCUGCAAGGCCCUGAUGAUGGAGCCCCCAUGACAUCACCAAUGUCCAGUUCCACCCUGGCCCAUAGCCUGGCAGCCAUCGAAGCCCUGGCUGAUGGUCCCACUUCCACAUCCACAUGCCUGGAGCCACCCGAGGAGGCCCAGGGUGGACCCAGCUCCCCAGUGCAGCCACCCCCAGCCUCUGGCGCUGAGGAACCAGACCUGCAGAGCCUGGAGGCCAUGAUGGAGGUGGUGGUGGUGCAGCAAUUCAAGUGCAAGAUGUGCCAGUACCGGAGCAGCACCAAGGCCACACUGCUGCGCCACAUGCGGGAGCGACACUUCCGUCCAGCAGCAGCGGCAGCAGCAGGUAAAAAGGGACGUCUGCGGAAAUGGGGUACCUUGACCAAGACCCAGGAGGAAGAAGGGCCAGAAGAGGAGGACGAUGAUGACAUCGUGGAUGCUGGCGCCAUUGACGACCUGGAGGAGGACAGUGACUAUAAUCCAGCCGAGGAUGAGCCCCGGGGCCGGCCGCUGCGGCUCCAGCGUCCCACCCCUAGUUCCCCAAGGCCCAGAAGGAGACCUGGCCGACCCCGGAAACUGCCUCACCUGGAGACCUCGGACUUCCCGGAUGAUAUGGAAGGAGAGCCUCUAGUGAGUUCCCAGAGCGGACAGAGCCCUCCAGAGCCACAGGACCCCGAGACUCCCAGCUCCUCAGGCCCUGGAUACCUGGCGGCCCUGGGCCAGGCUAGCCAGGCUCCAGUGGAAGCCGGUGUGAGCCAGUCAGAUGCAGAGAACGCAGCACCCUCCUGCCAGGAUGGGCCUGAUGCCCCACCCCGCCGCCGUGGUCGACCCUCUAGGCGCUUCCUAGGCAAGAAAUACCGCAAGUACUAUUACAAGUCGCCCAAACCGCUUCUGAGGCCCUUCCUGUGCCGCAUCUGUGGCUCUCGCUUUCUGUCCCAUGAGGACCUGCGCUUCCACGUCAACUCCCACGAGGCUGGUGACCCCCAACUCUUCAAGUGCCUGCAGUGCAGCUACCGUUCCCGCCGCUGGUCCUCACUCAAGGAGCACAUGUUCAACCACGUUGGUAGCAAGCCUUACAAAUGUGACGAGUGCAGUUAUACCAGCGUCUACCGGAAGGAUGUCAUCCGGCAUGCAGCUGUGCACAGCCGGGACCGGAAGAAGAGGCCAGAUCCGACCCCAAAGCUGAGCUCUUUCCCCUGCCCUGUAUGUGGCCGUGUGUACCCUAUGCAGAAGAGGCUCACACAGCACAUGAAGACACACAGCACUGAGAAGCCUCACAUGUGUGACAAGUGUGGGAAGUCCUUUAAGAAGCGCUACACCUUCAAAAUGCACCUGCUCACGCACAUUCAGGCUGUGGCCAACCGCAGGUUCAAGUGCGAGUUCUGCGAGUUUGUUUGUGAGGACAAGAAGGCACUGCUGAACCACCAGCUGUCCCAUGUCAGCGACAAGCCCUUCAAAUGCAGCUUUUGUCCCUACCGCACCUUCCGAGAGGACUUCUUGUUGUCCCACGUGGCCGUCAAGCACACAGGGGCCAAGCCCUUCUCCUGUGAGUACUGCCACUUCAGCACCCGGCACAAGAAGAACCUCCGGCUGCACGUGCGGUGCCGACACGCCGGCAGCUUUGAGGAGUGGGGGCGGCGCCACCCCGAGGAGCCCCCCUCCCGCCGCCGCCCCUUCUUCUCUCGGCAGCAGAUUGAGGAGCUGAAGCAGCAGCACAGUGCAGCCCCGGGACCGCCCCCCAGCUCCCUGGGGCCUCCUGAGAUGCCCCCAGAGGCAGCAUCUUUCCAGGCAUCUGAGACCCCCUCGCUGCUCUGUCCUGACACCCUGGGUGGCGCCACCAUCAUCUAUCAGCAAGGAGCUGAGGAGUCAACCACGAUGGCCACGCAGACAGCCUUGGAUCUGCUGCUGAACAUGAGUGCUCAGCGGGAACUGGGGGGCACAGCCCUGCAGGUGGCCGUGGUGAAGUCGGAGGACAUGGAAGCAGAGUUAGUAUCUCCUGGUGGGCAGCCCUCCCCUGAAGGGGCCACUUCACAGGUGGUCACCCUUCACGUGGCUGAGCCAGGGGGCGGCGUCACAGCUGAGAGCCAGCUAGGCACCCCUGACUCACCGCAGAUCACCCUGACACCCGGUCCGUUUGGUGGGGCUGGCUACAGUGUCAUCACAGCGCCCCCUAUGGAGGAAGGGACAUCAGCUCCUGGGACACCUUACAGUGAGGAACCCCCAGGGGAAGCAGCCCAAGCUGUGGUGGUGAGCGACACCCUGAAAGAAGCGGGCACCCACUACAUCAUGGCCUCUGACGGGACCCAGCUGCAUCACAUCGAGCUGACUGCAGAUGGCUCGAUCUCUUUCCCAAGUCCAGAUGCCCUGGCUUCUGGAACCAAGUGGCCCCUGCUGCAGUGUGGGGGCCUGCCCAGAGACGGCCCUGAGCCUCCAUCUCCAGCCAAGACCCACCGGGCAGGGGACCCCCAGAGUUCUGCCUCCCCCUCUCCUGUAGCCAGCAAAGCCCUGGGCCUGGUCGUGCCCUCCUCACCACUGUCUGCAGCCACUGCAGCGUCAAAGAAAUUUUCCUGCAAGAUCUGUGCCGAGGCCUUCCCUGGCCGAGCUGAGAUGGAGAGUCACAAACGGGCCCAUGCUGGGCCUAGUGCCUUCAAGUGUCCCGACUGCUCCUUCAGUGCCCGCCAGUGGCCUGAGGUCCGGGCCCACAUGGCGCAGCACUCGAGUCUGCGGCCCCACCAGUGCAGCCAAUGCAGCUUUGCCUCCAAGAACAAGAAGGACCUGCGGCGGCAUGUGCUGACCCACACCAAGGAGAAGCCCUUUGCAUGCCACCUCUGCGGGCAGCGUUUCAACCGCAAUGGGCACCUCAAGUUCCACAUCCAGCGGCUUCACAGUCCCGAUGGGAAGAAGGCAGGGGCCCCUACUGCCCGGGGCCCAGCCAGAACCCCAACCCAGACCAUCAUCCUCAAUAGUGAUGACGAGACGCUGGCCACCCUGCACACUGCACUCCAGUCCAGCCAUGGGGUCCUGGGCCCAGAGCGGCUACAGCAGGCAUUGGGCCAGGAACACAUUAUCGUGGCCCAGGAACAGACAGUGACCAAUCAGGAGGAAGCCACCUACAUCCAGGAGAUCACCACGGCGGAUGGCCAGACAGUACAGCACCUGGUGACCUCUGACAACCAGGUGCAGUACAUCAUCUCCCAGGAUGGUGUCCAACAUCUGCUCCCCCAGGAGUAUGUUGUGGUCCCCGAAGGCCAUCAUAUCCAGGUGCAGGAGGGGCAGAUCACACACAUCCAGUAUGAACAAGGGGCCCCAUUCCUUCAGGAGUCCCAGAUCCAGUAUGUGCCUGUGUCCCCAGGCCAGCAGCUCGUCACACAGGCUCAACUUGAGGCCGCAGCACAUUCAGCCGUCACAGCAGUGGCUGAUGCUGCCAUGGCCCAAGCACAGGGCCUGUUUGGCACAGAGGAGACAGUGCCCGAACACAUUCAACAGCUGCAACAUCAGGGCAUCGAGUACGACGUCAUCACCCUGGCCGAUGACUGAGCCCCAAGGGCCUGACAUAGAUCAUAGAUUUGGGGCCAGCCCUCCUGGGGGUCGGGACCCACUAGGACUCAAUCCCCGUUCGGCCUGGGUCCCUAGAUACUGAGCAGCCAGCAUUCUGUCACUCCACAGGAGCCAGACCUGUGCUGUUGGGGUUGGGGGCAGCCACGGGCCCCAGUCUGCAGGCAGGCUUUGGGAGAGAAGUUUAUUUUUGUUUCAGUGGAUUCACUGGCCCCUCACUCUCAAUAAAGGGACCAGAGUCCAGCCCUG
Molecule: messenger RNA, 4426 nt
Organism: Carlito syrichta (Philippine tarsier)
Lineage: Eukaryota; Metazoa; Chordata; Mammalia; Primates; Tarsiidae
Gene: ZNF335
Product: zinc finger protein 335
Exons: 28
Coding region: 125-4159 (1344 amino acids)
Biological process (GO): brain development; positive regulation of neurogenesis; regulation of gene expression
Cellular component (GO): nucleus
Molecular function (GO): RNA polymerase II cis-regulatory region sequence-specific DNA binding
Source: RefSeq, a predicted model, not a curated record